Messenger RNA from Macadamia integrifolia, 495 nucleotides. RefSeq lists its product as uncharacterized. Bases 91 to 438 code for a protein of 115 amino acids. The record is from RefSeq and is a predicted model, not a curated record. NCBI's taxonomy places the organism in Eukaryota, Viridiplantae, Streptophyta, Magnoliopsida, Proteales, Proteaceae. The transcript has 3 exons.
UCCAGUCUCUCGUAUUUCUAGACUCUGACGAAAUUGUCAUGGCUAGAUGCUUAUUUGAGAAUUGGGUCCUAUUCCGAGGCAUAUGAGGCUAUGUCUGGUACCUGGGAGAGAGAGUCAUGCUCCAGUGGUCUAAUCUCCAGUCACAUCUCUCUCUCUGUCUUCCUCCACCUACCACGCAUUGCCCAGAGAUCAUCCUUGCGGACGAGAAUGAGAGUUUGGCAGAUGAAGUAUAGGGACUACAAAGCCUUCCUGGAGGAGGAGACAACAUGCACCCCUCUUGGUUUUGAUGGUCCAAUGUGUCUCUGGAGGUCUAUUCUAAGAUCAGGAGGAUACAUUAUGGCUUAUGCAAGACCAUUUUUGCCAAGGAUGGAAGGAUCGUCGCCUUGGAGAGCCAAGUCAAUUCCUACAAGCAGGAAAUUGCACAACAGGAUGCACUGAUUCAGGAUAUGACACAAAGGCUGGAGCAAACUAGACUAGCAUCUGCGGGUUCCCCGG